AUGUCUGAUAAUAUUACUCCCUUACCACAAGGUGCUGGUUACGCCGUGGUGGUUGGCCUAGGGUUUUUCUUUGCCGUUGGUAUGGUUGCAACCACGUUUGCUUUAAAGCGUUAUAACAAAGAAGUUAUGACUGCAGAAGAGUUUGCAACUGCUGGUAGAUCUGUGAAAACCGGUUUGAUUGCAGCAGCGGUGGUGUCGAGUUGGACAUGGAGUGCUACAUUACUUACUAGUACAUCCCAAGUUUUCAGAAAUGGUGUCAGUGGCUCAAUAUUUUAUGCAGCUGGUGCAACCGCCCAGAUUACCCUUUUUGCUUGUUUAGCCAUUAAAGCUCGUGAAAGAGCACCUGCCGCACAUACAUAUUUGGAAAUUGUUAAAGGUAGAUACGGUACCAUCACCCAUUGUGUUUAUAUUUUCUGGGGAUUCUGUACCAAUAUCUUGGUGACCGUGAUGUUGCUUGCUGGUGGUAGUGCCACAGUUAAUGAUUUGACAGGUGUGCAUCCAGUUGCGGCUUGUUUACUUAUUCCUUUGGGUGUUGUUGUUUACACCCUUUUUGGAGGACUUAAGGCUACCAUCUUGACUGAUUAUGCCCAUAAUGUUGUGAUGAUUGUGGUGAUCAUGAUUUUUGGAUUUGUCACGUGGGCCACGUCUUCCAAAUUAGGUUCACCAGGAGCAGUGUGGGACUUGGUAACUGCGUAUGCUGAAACAAAUCCAAGAGAGGGCAAUUCACAAGGUUCUUAUUUGACUUUACGUUCCAGAUCAGGAGGGAUGUUUUUCGUUAUCAACAUCAUUGGUAAUUUCGGUACCGUUUUCUUGGAUAAUGGUUAUUUCAACAAAGCAUUCUCCGCAAAUCCGGUUUCUAGCUACAAAGGUUACAUUUUGGGAUCUCUUGCCUGGUUGCCUGUUCCUGCUUUCACUUCGCUUACUAUGGGUCUUGCUGCUUUAGCAUUACAAAACACCGAGUAUUGGCCACUGGGUAGAGGAGGAAUAACUGAUGCUGAAGUAGCCGCAGGGUUAGUUCUUCCAAACGCUGCAUCAGCUCUUCUAGGGCAAGCUGGGGCUGUUUUGGCUUUGAUUAUGGUCUUUAUGGCUGUCACAUCUGCCAUGAGUUCGGAAUUGAUCGCUGUAUCCACUAUUGCCACCUAUGAUAUUUACAGAACUUAUGUCAACCCAAAUGCUACUGGUAAGAAAUUAAUCUGGUAUUCACAUGUAUCUGUUAUUAUUUUUGCUUAUUCUAUGGCUGGUUUUGCUAUUGGCCUUUAUUAUGCAAAGGUUGCCAUGGGUUAUUUAUAUGAAAUGAUGGGUGUUAUUAUUGGUGGUGCAGUGUUAUCAUCUACAUUAACAAUAUUGUCUAAGAAGCAGAAUUGGCACGCUGCUACAUUUACUCCAAUCAUUUCCACUUCUUUAGCUAUCAUGGCUUGGUUGGUCUGUACCAAAACACAAGAAGGAUCUGUGAAUUAUUUGAACACAUUCUUGGAUGAUCCGAUGUUGACUGGGAAUUGUGUUGCGUUGUUAUCUCCACUUGUCAUCAUUCCAGUUCUUACUUUUGCAUUUAAACCACAAAAUUUUGACUGGAGUUUAUUAGAUCUGAGAAUUACCAGGGUCGACGAAAAUGAAGAAUUAGCAGAUGCCUUGGGAGAAGUAAACUCCAGUGAUCCAGAAAGAUUGAGUCCUAUUAAAUCCCAGAUCUCUGUUAUUGCUAGUCAAUUGGUUGAGGGUGAAAGAGAAAGGUAUGCUGAAGAAAGAGCAACAUUGAAGAAAGCAUUUAAGCUUUGUGUUAUCAUUUGUGUCACCAUCACCAUUUGUCUUUUAGUGUUGUUCCCAAUGCCAAUGUAUGGUACCGGAUAUGUUUUCUCCAAAAAGUUCUUCACCGGUUGGGUUGCUGUCUUUUUCCUUUGGUUGUGGUAUUCGACCUUUCAAAUUGUUGUUUUCCCAAUAUAUGAAGGAAGACAUGAAUUAUACCACACAUUCAGAGGUAUCUAUUGGGAUUUGACUGGUCAAACAUACAAAUUAAGAGCAUGGCAAAAUGAACAUCCUGAAGAGAUGCAUGCUGUUAGAUCUCAAUUACAAGCACAAUUAUCUGGUACUGCAACUAGUCAUGUUGUUGUCGAUGGUAAAGCAUUUAGAAGAUGA
This is a messenger RNA of Candida tropicalis MYA-3404, 2130 nucleotides long. RefSeq names its product sodium:solute symporter family protein. The record is from RefSeq and is a predicted model, not a curated record. Gene Ontology annotation, biological process: urea transmembrane transport; spermidine transport; putrescine transport. The coding region runs from base 1 to 2130 and encodes 709 amino acids. Gene Ontology annotation, cellular component: plasma membrane. NCBI's taxonomy places the organism in Eukaryota, Fungi, Ascomycota, Pichiomycetes, Serinales, Debaryomycetaceae. Gene Ontology annotation, molecular function: spermidine transmembrane transporter activity; putrescine transmembrane transporter activity; urea transmembrane transporter activity. The transcript has a single exon.